UUUGGGGUGGCAUGAAAGUUUUAUUUUUCUACAAAUUUACACAUUUGAUAGAAAGGUCCUUGAAGGUCUAAGCCAAAAACUAACCCAUCCCACAGAAAUGGCGACAAUAGUGGGAAGCCCCAGAUUAAACUACAGCAUCACAAUCACUCUUCCAUUUCAUCCAUGAAAAAACGUAAGUGAAAAACAACUAUUGAUUAAAUAACUAACUUGAAAGAGGCUUGUUAACAGUUUCAGGAAUUGCAUUUCCCUUUUGAUCGAUCAACCACAUAUAUAAAAAAUCAUCCAUACAUAGUUCCUCCUCACCGGGAGGGCAGGAGAUGGAAAAGAAGCAUAGAAGAGGAAAAGGAUCCUCUAUCAUCACCCACGCCUCCUCUCCGGCGCUGCCACCGCCGCCUACAAUGGUGACCCUCCUGGUUGUUCUUCUUUCCGUCUUCAUUGCUGACCCGACCCGUGUUCAUGCACAAGACUUCAUGGUUCUCCCUGCAAGAGCGUUCGAAACCUUCGUUCCUCACGAUAACUACCUCCUCGAUUGUGGUGCCACCUCCUCCGCCACCCUUCCUGGCGGGAGAAUCUUCCAGCCUGACCAGAACACCAACAAAUACUUGACUUACAGCGGAGACGAGAUUCAGGUUUCGAUUCCGCCUGCAGAUGGUAAAGGCAUCCCAGCCAUAUACCUCAAUGCAAAUGUAUUCCUCAGCGAAGCCACAUACACCUUCCAUGUCACCUCGCCGGGAUUGCAUUGGAUACGACUCCAUUUCUAUCCGUUGAAUGCAGGCGGCCAUGACUUAAAGACGGCGAGAUUCUCGGUCGUAACCGAGACAUUAGUCCUUCUCCGAGAAUUCGAAGUGGCCAACAACACCGACCCGUGCGUCAAAGAGUUUUUGGUAAACGUCACGACGGAACGUUUCCCGUUGACGUUCAAGCCAGCAGGGAAAAUAGCAUUCAUCAAUGCCAUUGAAUUUGUCUCCGCGCCUGAGCCGCUAAUCAGUGAUUCCGCCUCUUUGCUCUUCCCUGUUUCCGAACAAUUCGGGUUGUCAGGCAAUGCAUUUGAAACCGUUCACCGUCUCAAUGUAGGAGGACCAAUGAUAGGACCCGAAAAUGACACACUCGGAAGAAGCUGGAAACCAGACGUAGAGUACCUUAACCCUAAGGAAAUGGGGAAAAAUGUUUCUGUCUCACCUGGGAUAAUAUCUUACCCUAAAGGUCGCGGUUCCCCUCUGAUUGCUCCACCUCUAGUUUAUUCAUCCGCGGUGGAAAUGGCAGAUUCUGGGGUUAUGGAAUCAAUUUUCAAUGUCACUUGGCAAUUGGAAAUUGACAACGAUUACACAUACCUAAUCCGCCUCCAUUUCUGCGACAUCGUGAGCAAGACGUUGAAUGAGCUCUACUUCAAUGUCUACAUAAACGACAAAAUGGCGAUUUCCGGUCUGGACUUAUCAACUCUGAAUGGGAAACUAGCAACAGCUUUCUACAAGGAUUUGGUGGUAAAUUCAUCAAUGGUCACCAAUCCUCUGAAAGUCAAAAUCAGUUCAGUAAACGAUGCUCAAGGCAUGAAGAACGCAAUACUCAAUGGACUGGAGGUGUACAGAAUGAACAAUUCAGUCGGUAGCUUGGACGGGGAAUACGGAGUUGACGGGAGGGCGGCGGACGGGCAUUCCGCUGGGGGGAAGACGGCUGCAGCCGUUGGAUUCGCAAUGAUGUUCGGGGCAUUUGUAGGGUUAGGCGCAAUGGCAGCAAAAUGGCAGAAGAGGCCCCAAAACUGGCAGAGGAGACAAAGCUUCUCGUCGUGGUUGCUUCCAAUCCACGCCGGAGAUUCGACCUUCAUGAGCAGCAAGAGCAAGAGCCACCAGUUCUAUUCAUCAUCCACCGGAUUAGGCCGCUUCUUCUCUUUCGCAGAACUACAGGAAGCUACCAAAAACUGGGAUCCGAAGGAGAUCGUCGGCGUCGGGGGUUUCGGCAACGUGUAUCUCGGAACAAUCGACGACGGGACCAAAGUCGCAAUCAAGAGAGGAAAUCCCCAAUCGGAGCAAGGAAUCAACGAAUUCCAGACGGAAAUCCAAAUCCUCUCAAAGCUCAGGCACCGCCAUCUCGUCUCCCUGAUCGGCUACUGCGAUGAGAACGAAGAGAUGAUUCUGGUCUACGAAUACAUGGCAAACGGGCCCUUAAGGGACCAUCUCUACGGAAAAGGCCUUCCUACCCUCACAUGGAAACAGCGGCUGGAGAUCUGCAUCGGGUCGGCCCGCGGGCUCCAUUACCUCCACACCGGAGCCGCACAAGGAAUCAUCCACCGCGACGUUAAGAGCACCAACAUCUUGCUGGAUGAGAACUUUGUGGCGAAGAUGGCGGAUUUCGGGCUGUCCAAAGACGGCCCGGCGACCGGACAGACCCACGUCAGCACGGCCGUGAAGGGCAGCUUCGGGUACCUUGACCCGGAAUACUUCCGGAAGCAACAGCUUACUGAUAAAUCGGACGUCUACUCGUUUGGAGUGGUGCUUCUAGAAGCUCUCUGCGCCCGGCCGGCUAUCAACCCGCAGCUUCCGAGAGAGCAAGUGAACCUGGCGGAGUGGGCAAUGCAGUGGAAGAGAAAAGGGUCAUUGGAUAAGAUCAUUGACCCGGCGCUUGUGGGUCAGAUUGACCCGGAAUCAAUGAAGAAAUUCGCAGAAGCGGCGGAGAAGUGUUUGUCCGAGUAUGGUGAUGACAGGCCUUCCAUGGGAGAUGUGCUGUGGAAUCUGGAAUAUGCUUUGCAGUUGCAGGAGAACUCUUCCAUAGGAACGGCAGCCGCGGUCGAGGAAGAAAGCGCCGCCGCCGCCGCACCACCAGCUAAUAAUCAAACUGCCCAAGCUUCUUCUUCUUCACCUGAACAGAGCAGGAACAACACUGGUGGAGGUGAAGGCGGUAAUGAAAGUACGGGAAGUGAACAAUUGGAUUCCUCAACGGGCGAUAAAUCCCAAAAGUGCUGAUCAUGGAAAAAAAGAUUUUUUUAUAAUUACAAAAAAUUCUUGAUAGUUCUUUAAAUCAUUUAUUAUUACUAUCAUUAUUAGUGCUGAUCAAUGGUGCAAAACUGC
This is a messenger RNA of Cuscuta europaea, 3062 nucleotides long. The record is from the annotation of a GenBank genome assembly. Lineage: Eukaryota; Viridiplantae; Streptophyta; Magnoliopsida; Solanales; Convolvulaceae.